Messenger RNA from Pipistrellus nathusii (Nathusius's pipistrelle), 1383 nucleotides. The record is from the annotation of a GenBank genome assembly. Lineage: Eukaryota; Metazoa; Chordata; Mammalia; Chiroptera; Vespertilionidae.
AUGGACUUGGCAGAUGAGAGCCAGUGGGAUGAAACCACUUGCAACUUGGUGGCUUGUCAGCAUCCACAAUGCUGGGCUACUGUCCGCCGCAUUGAGAGGGGCCACCCUCGAAUCCUGGGCUCGUCCUGCAAAACUUCUCUGGAUGUUGACGACAAACUCCCAGUGCUCACCAUUGUAAACCUCUCAGACACCUGCUUCAAGGCCAGGAGACGUCCUCACAGUCAUUUACGAGGACUUACCUUCCCUAAGCCUCACUAUGCAUCGUCUCAGCGUUCAAAGUUUGACUUCAAAUUUCAAGGCAGGUCUCACAAGGAUUUACCUGACAAAGAUUUGAUCAACUAUCCUAAUAGACCUCCCAAAGGAAGUCACAAAUUGAAAAAGCUUCCAGUGCUAAAUUUGAAUGAGACACAAAUUCCUUGUCCUCAAGAUGUUAGCAAUAUGAUUGUAGUCUGGAUCCCAAAAGAAUCAGGGGCGAAUGUGAGUCCAGCUAAGCAGUAUGUUGCUCCAGGCCAGGAUGGAAAGAAGAAAAAAAGAAAGAUAUCUACAGUGUCAUCUGUGGUUCUCUCUAGAAAGCAGAACAGAAAAGCAAAGUUGAGCACUUCAGGGAUAACUGUGCCUCCCCCAUCCCCAGAACUAUUUUUUGAGCCACCAAAUUCAGAAUUCGUAUCUUUCUUGAACCAAUUUGACACAUUACCUCAGGAUCUCCUGAAAGAUCUUUUGUUAGAUGAAGGGGAAAGGUCGCCUUGUCUGGAAACGAAGACACAGUUGGCCACGGGGAUAAAGGAACCUCUGGGAAAGAGCCAGCCUGAGAGCGCCAUUUCUGGUCAGAUGUUUUUAUCUGUGCACCGCCUCACCCUGCAAAGACCAUCAUUGAAAUAUCCUGAAUAUUUGAAGAAAUUAUGUCUUCGGAAGCAGCAGCAGAGCCAGCAGCAGAAGUCGAAGACACCUACUAAGAAACCGGAGGCUAAAAAGAAAUCCAUGACUGAUCCAGGGAGCCAGAGCACUGUGCGUAAAUCUUUAGGUCACAGAACUCCAUCACUGGGCAGGAAAAGUGACAGCAAUCAGCAGCCGCAGAUGGAGAAUGGCCCCAUCUUGAAACAGGAUUCCACAGAGAGACCACAGACGGGCUCUGCUGAGAACGACCUGGAUUUCUUCUUCAGUGAGCAGAGUCUUGAAUUAUCCAAGACAGAAUCCACUAUCAAGGACUUUGGUACUCAGAUGGAGGAAGUGCCAGUAGCCCAAGAGGAGACUCCCAAGGACCUUUCAUCCAGUAUAUCUAGAGCAAGUAUGAUCAAAAUACUGAGGAUUUUCCAGUCUGCUGACGAUGCGGCUGCGGAGAACAAACUCUCUGGGUUACAGAGUAAAGAGUCUCCAAAGACAUAG